Molecule: messenger RNA, 4471 nt
Organism: Aricia agestis (brown argus)
Lineage: Eukaryota; Metazoa; Arthropoda; Insecta; Lepidoptera; Lycaenidae
Gene: Pex23
Product: tectonin beta-propeller repeat-containing protein
Exons: 7
Coding region: 162-3956 (1264 amino acids)
Cellular component (GO): membrane
Molecular function (GO): carbohydrate binding
Source: RefSeq, a predicted model, not a curated record
UUUUUUAAAGAGGCUAGUUUUCGAAUUUGAGCUAUUUAUUUAAAAAAUACUAUAUAAUUACUUACUAAUUUAAUAAAACACCUAGGUAUUUAUAAUUAGUAGCACAAAUGGGUCUUCAAUAAGUGCUGACUAAGAUGUAAGAAUUCGACUUGGCAAGAAAAAUGGGCAGCAAUUCGCUUUUAUUUUCUAUCAACAAUGAAGGUAAAGUGUACGCUCUUCCAACGAGUGGAUCAUGCUGGAGAGAGUUCAUGUACCUGGGAAUUGAAUUCAAGACCCUAUCAGCGGUUCCACAUUUUUUAUGGGCAGUCGGCGGGGACAGACAAAUUUACCUUCAUGUUCAUGGAUUAGAAAUACCUAUACGUGUCAAGGAGGAAUCUUAUGAAAACGAAAGGUGGCUUCCAUUAGAAGGCUUCAGUGGACGUCUUCUUCCGACCGACCGCUAUCAUUUUUCUUCUCAAGACGGAACUAUUGACCGAUCAAUUGAUCGAAUACGGUUACCGUCGAUGGCAUGGCAAUGGGAAGGUGAUUGGCAGCUCGAAUUGACUUUAGAUGGCGAGCCUCUCGAUCAUGACGGUUGGAGCUACGCCGUCGACUUCCCGGCACAAUUCGGUCCAGUGAAACAAUGGAAAUCUUGUGUUCGCCGCAGGAAAUGGAUUCGUUACCGAAAGUUUAGUGCCAUGAAUUCAUGGUGCGCAAUCGCUCCGCUUCACAAGGACCCGACCCAGGAACCCUUCAUAGAUGUUAGUAUAGGAGGAAACCAAAUUCCAUAUGCCUCUGCUGGUACACUGUCCGUGUGGGCCAUCACAGCGCAAGGUAGAGUGAUGUUUCGAGCUGGAGUAAGUGCCACAGCACCUGAAGGGUUGAAAUGGAUCAAUGUGAGUAUUCCUCCUAAUUGUGACAUUAAACAAAUUUCUGUUGGGCCGACUGGAUUGGUGUGGGCUUUGCUUUGGACCGGAAGAGCUAUAGUGAGGAAAGGCAUUACAAAAGAUAAUUUAUCUGGUGAAGCAUGGUUAGAAGUAAAAUCUCCAGCAGAAACAAAGCUCUCUGGUUUAUCUGUGGGAUAUAAUGUUGUAUGGGCUGUAAGUUCCGACACCAAAGUUUGGUUCAGAAAAGGUAUCGAUGGAAACAUGGCAGGCAAUACAGAAGCGGCUGCCAUGGGAAGUGGAUGGUUGGAGAUUAAUGGGAACAUGACACACAUCUCUGUCGGUAUCAAUGAUCAAGUAUUUGCUAUUGGUGACUCUAGCAAAAGUAUUUAUUGGAGAAGUGGUAUAACAGCUUCAGAGUUGACUGGCAAGAGGUGGAGAAUAAUACAAGCUAAUAUGCAACUCAGUAGGACAUCUAGUUCAGCUAGUCUUAUAUCCACAGCGUCAAACCCAAAACAUGGAAGCUUGAGUCUUUUAAAUGAAAAUGUGGUUGAGCUUAAAACUGGACUUCAUUUAAGAAAUUCUUGGGAAGAAUCACAUUCUGCCCCCAUAGAAAAUACUUUACCUCUUAAGCCUUCAAAAGAAGUUAAACCCAAAAAAACAAUGAAUGUAGAAACCAUAGACCUAACUGGGAAGAGUUAUGAAACUACUCUGAAGAAUCCAAGAGCCUGGAGUCCUGUGAGAAGUGUUGGCUCAGUGGUUGGAAUGGAAGCUCAACCAGAUAGUGACAGUAGUGUGUUUGAUGUUGACUCUGGAAUGUUCUUUGAUGAAGAAGUAAGUCAGGCGGCGUGGGGAUCCUGUGACACUACUUGGGCUUUUGUUAAUGCUGGUGCAUGUGCUAUUGAUUGCCUCCAAGUUCCCCAUUGGUUUUCUGAUUCCCACAGCGCUUACAACAGUGACAUGUCUGCGAAAUGGCGUUUAGAAAUAUUGGAAUCUCUCAAGCAUCGGUACAACCAGGAGUUAGAUACUAAUAUGUACCAAUUGGCAAUCGAAGAAAAGGGAUGGACUCGUAGUUGUGAGGCGAGAAUGGUGAAUGAGAGUAAUACAAGUGAAGACUGCAUCCUAUCUCUCUAUUGGCAUGCUUCAGAAAAUACUGGAACAUUAUCAGUUUUUCAGCCUGAUGGUACUAUCAAGUUUAUUAUUAAUUUAGGAGAAGUAACUAGUGUGACUUCUUCCUCGGAACCUGGCAGCCCGAGAUUAAGCUUUACUAUACCCCAACACAAUAAAAAUACAAUUAAAAUACAAUUCAUAUCCGAAAUGGAACAGGAGGAAUGGUUGAAUAUCAUUGUUGACAUAAUUUCACAGAUAAAUAAUUUGUCCGGAAAGCCAUCACCUAAUUCUGUAUGGGCUGUUUCCUCUUCAGGUGAUAUUCUUAACUGGGAUCCUACACCAGCUAAGAUGAUUGCAGAAAAAAAUGGCAUAUACACAAAAGAAUUCCAAGUAUUUGGCAAAGACAUUGUCAAUGGAUUCACUAUCAAUCUAAACAACAACUUCACUCCUGGUAGCAUGUUAAAAAUGUCUGGCUGCUUAUAUGACGAAAUUAAGCGCUUCCAUAUAAAUCUUCAAGGCCCAGAAGUACAGAAACAAAGGCACAAAAUUGAAACUGAAAUUACAGAGAUUCCUUUUCAUUUUAACGUAAGGUUUGACGAGUGUAUUGUCGUUUGUAAUAGCAAAAAGUCUGGUCAGUGGAGUGUGGAGGAGCGACACGAGCUGCCGCUCAAACCUGGACAAGAAUUUUCCGUGAAAAUUGUUUGCGAUAAUGAAGGCUACAUAGUCUACGUAAACGAUUCAAAGUUCUGCUAUUUCAAACAUCGACUGAGUCCAGAAAGUGUAACUUCAGCACAAGUACUGGGACCGCUGAGGCUGUUUAAUUUGGAGUACACUUCUAAUAGUGUUAUCAUCGGCCCCGACGAAAUGAUUUGGCGAUUGAUGGGGGGCUAUCUGCGUAAGGUCGAAAGUUGCGAAAAUGGCAUCGUUUGGGGAGUAUCACAUGAUCAUCGAGCGUGGGUCUACACAGGUGGAUGGGGUGGAGGAGCAUUAAAAGGUAUAAGUAGUACUGAUGGGAUUCACUCAAUGUCUGACACACAGACCUACUGUGUUUAUGAGAACCAAAGGUGGAAUCCCCUGACAGGCUACACGUCUACAGGCUUACCGACGGAUCGGUAUAUGUGGAGUGAUGCAACAGGCAAGCAUAAGAGGACCAGAGAACACACCAAACUCCUUAGUAGACAUUGGCAUUGGAUUUCAGAGUGGAUGAUAGACUACAACACUCCAGGUGGAGUAGACAGUGAUGGCUGGCAGUAUGCGACAGACUUUCCUGCUCCUUAUCACGGUAAAAAAGUUUUUACGGACUGUGUAAGACGCAGAAGAUGGUAUAGAAAAGCCCAAAUAAUUACUGAAGGUCCAUGGGUUCGGGCAGGAAGCACUGCACUUUUAGAUAUUUCGUUAUGGGGAAAUAAUAAAGAAACCAUAGUAUGGGCCAUUACAUUGGCCGGGGAUGCGAUAUACAGGACGGGGGUGACUGCAGCUACGCCGGCCGGUGUCCACUGGGAACAUGUCAACAGCCCACAUCCACUGGUGGCCAUAAGUACAUGCGACAAUGUUAUAUGGGUAGUCGGACGUAAGGGAGAGCUUUACUAUCGAGAAGGAAUUACCCGGGAAAACCCCGGUGGUUCAAGCUGGAAAUUGAUCGAAGCCCCAAAAUAUCCAAUAGCCUAUACACACAAAUCAACCAUUGGAGCCAAAUCGGUGACGCUAACAAUGAACUCGGCUUGGGUGUUACUUUCAAAUGGCCUCCUAGCCGUUCGAACAGAGGUAUCAAAAGAACAUCAGGAGGGAAAGCAAUGGAAGUAUUUGACAGACUGCGAGAGCCUGAAGCAGGUGUCGGCGAUGGGCGGGUGCGUGUGGGCGGUGCGUGCGGACGGCGCGCUGCUGCGGCGACUCGGCGUGUCUGCGGCGCGCCCGCACGGCGUUGCCUGGCAACCGGUGCUCGCCGCUGCGCUCGCACACGUCACGUCCAGGGCCUGCUCCUAAACUGUAGUAUUACUGGCCAGUAUAGUUUAACACUACUGGUCGGCAAGUUAUACUGGAGUCUUAAGCACUCAAGAGUUUUUAUACAUAACUUUAAUUUAAUGAAGAUUUGACAUAGACCUCAUAAACUUCAAACUCUUUAUAUAAUUAAAGUCGGGUAAUGAUUUUUAUUUAGAUUAAAAAGCUAAUAUUAUGGCGUCGAAGCUCUACUGGAUAAAUCUAAUUUUAGAGUGAUAACACUAUAAUUAUUAUAAUCUUUGCAGUUUGAUCGAUAGCAAAACAGGUGCAUGUUAUAAAGAUGCCAAAAAAUGUCAGCAGCAGAGGCUAGAAAUAAAUAAUUUGAACAGACCAAAUAAAAAAUAUACCUCCUCAAAAGUCAGAGAGCUAAUGCUAAGACCGUAAAAGAAAAGAGGAAUAAGGAAUCUUAUAAUGUCUAUUGCAAAGUAUUAACUAUUAAAGAUGCUCAUCUUUCGUUAAGUCUUAUUUAUUUUUAGAUGUUUUAAGUAAGUAUAUUUAAA